AGUUUUACUGAAUUGAAAUUAUUUUCAUUGAAUAAAAAUUAUUUUUUAUUAUAUAUAUAUAUAUUGAAGUGAACAAAGCCUUAAUAUGGAUAGCUCAAGUGGUUGGAACUUCCCUCCUAAUUUCAGAAGAUCGAUUCUCACCCCGCCCUUGUGGCUCUCUAAACACAAAAAAAAAAAAAAUAAUAAUAAUAACAGUUGAUGGACCAAAAUUUACCAAAACAAAAUGGUAGUAGUAUUACGACCCAAUACUAUUUUUAUAGAAUUUGGCCCAACCAAUCAACCAUGCUUCUUCAUCUUCAAUCCUUCCCCUAAAUUCCCCCGCCAAAUUAAUCAAUCAACCCUAAACCCUCAAUUUCCAUACCAAUUUCAUAUGAUUCUCUCUCUAAAUUCCAGUAAAACUGAAGAAAUUAGCUAUUCCACUUCACUUCAUCUUCAAUUUGAAACUUCUUUAACUCAUUUCUCUCUCCUAAUUUUGCCAUGGCUCCGAAAGUUCUCAUGGUUGCGGAGAAGCCGAGCAUCGCGCUCUCGAUUGCAACGGUUCUUUCCGGUGGUAAAAUGUCAACCAGGAGGGGAAGUACUGAGGUGCAUGAAUUUGAUGGGAAGUUUUUGGGUCUUCACAGUUAUUAUAAAGUUACUUCAGUGAUCGGGCAUGUUUUUAGUGUAGAUUUUCCUCCAGCAUAUCAAGACUGGAACACAACAGAUCCUCUGGAUCUUUUCCAAGCUCCCACUCUUAAAUCUGAAUCUAAUCCAAAGGCCCAUAUCCGGAGGCAUCUGAGUCAAGAAGCUCGAGGUUGUAGCCAUCUUGUAUUGUGGCUUGAUUGUGACCGAGAAGGGGAAAAUAUUUGCUUUGAAGUUAUUGAGUGCACUGGUUUUCAUUUCAAAGAUGGGGAAGCAAGAGUUUAUCGCGCUCGAUUUUCCUCUGUUACCGAGAAAGACAUUGCAAAGGCAAUGGACAAUCUUGUUGAACCAAACAGAAAUGAGGCUUUGGCUGUGGAUGCUCGUCAAGAGAUAGACUUGAAAGUUGGAGUUGCUUUUACCCGCUUUCAGACUGGCUACUUUCAGGGCAAAUAUGGAAAUUUGGACUCUCGAGUAAUCUCUUAUGGGCCAUGUCAAACUCCAACUCUUGGGUUUUGUGUACAACGCUAUUUGAAUAUCAACACUUUUAAGCCACAGAAAUACUGGGCUGUGCAGCCUUUCAUUGCUCACAAGGGCUAUGAACUAAAACUGGAUUGGGACCGUGAAAAGUUGUUCGACCUAGACGUCUCCUUGAUGUUUCAAAAAUUGGUGAUGGAAGAUGGUACUGUUGAAAUAAUCAAUGUAUUUAAGAAGCAGGAGCACAAGAGUAGGCCCGCCGGUUUGAACACAGUCAAUCUUCUUAAGGUUGCCUCAAGUUCAUUGGGCUUUGGGCCACAGAUGGCUAUGCAGAUAGCAGAAAGAUUGUACACUCAAGGUUUUAUCAGUUAUCCUCGCACAGAAAGUACUGCCUACCCUUCUUCGUUUGACUUCCGAGGUGCACUUGUUACUCAACAGAGUAAUCCCUUAUGGGGUGGUUAUGUACAGACCUUACUGGCUGAUGGUUAUCAUAAACCUCGUUCAGGAACUGAUGUAGGCGAUCAUCCACCCAUUACCCCAAUGCGCUCAGCUACUGAAGAGAUGCUAGGUUAUGAUGCUUGGAAGUUGUAUCAGUAUAUUUGUCAGCACUUUAUCGGCACCGUGUCUCCAGACUGCAAAUAUAUCAGGACAAAAGUUGAAUUUUCAUGUGGCGGGGAAUCAUUUAGUUUUACAGGACAGUAUGUCACUGCUGAAGGAUUCACCUCCAUCAUGCCUUCGUUGGCUAUAAGUGAGAAAAAGCUUCCCGACUUUGCAAAAGGUGAAAGAAUUAAAAUAUCAAAAGUUGAACUAUAUGAGGGGAACACUACGCCUCCUGAUUACCUUACUGAAAGUGAGGUCAUUUCCCUCAUGGAAAAGCAUGGGAUUGGUACAGAUGCAUCCAUUCCUGUACACAUCAAUAACAUAUGUGAGCGAAACUAUGUACAGGUCAAUAUCACUCCCUGUGAAUCUCUUUGAUAAUUAUUAUGCACUGUAAUUGAUACAUUAAUCAUUUCUAUUCCGUUAUAUGCUUCAAAAUCUAGGUGCAAAGUGGACGGAGGUUACCAGUGCACUGAUCCAGAUCUUUGUCUGCCAGACAUUCGGAGCUUUAUCGAACAUCAGAUUACUCUAAUAGCGAAGGGGCAAGCAGAUCAUUCACUUGUUGUGAAGCAUGUUAUUGAACAAUUCACGCAGAAGUUUGUCUAUUUUGUCAAGCAGAUUGAACAUAUGGAUGCACUAUUUGAAGCCCAAUUCUCUCCGCUUUCAGAAUCAGGGCGUGCGUUGAGUAAAUGUGGAAAAUGCGCAAGGUACAUGAAGUACAUUUCUCCACAACCACAGCGUCUUUAUUGCAAUACUUGUGAGGACGUGUACUAUCUUCCUCAAAAAGGCACAAUUAAGCUGUACAAGGAAAUUGUUUGCCCUUUGGACAAUUUUGAGCUCUUGCUCUUUUCCAUGCCUGGUCCAGAAGGCAAAUCAUUUCCCCUAUGCCCUUAUUGCUACAACAACCCUCCAUUCGAAGGUGUAGACAAACUCUUUGGUGCACCCAAAACUGGUCCUGGCAAAUUGGGAAAAGGGUCUGGGAUGCCUUGCUUCCUCUGCCCCCAUCCUACAUGUCCGCAUUCUCUGAUAGCUCAAGGUGUUUGUGCAUGCCCGGAGUGCAGUGGUACACUUGUCUUAGAUCCUGUCAGUGCUCCUAAGUGGCGGCUUUACUGUAACAUGUGCAACUGCCUUGUCUUUCUACCUCAAGGCGCUCACCGGAUCUCAACAACCAAAGAGCGGUGCCAUGACUGCAAUUCUACUAUCAUAGAAGUUGACUUUAAUAAGAAUAACUCACCUUUGGCAGAUGGAGCUACCUUGCAUGCAGGAUGCAUUCUUUGUGAUGAGCUCCUUCAUUCACUGAUCGAAAUGAAGCACGGAAAAUCUUCUUUCAGGCGUUUUGGAGGAAGAGGGAGGGGAAGGGGAAGGGGAAGAGGAAGAGGACGAGGCGGAAGGAAAGAUAUUGAUCCCAAAAUGAGUUUCCGGGAUUUCUGAGACAUAUUAACCUCUUGUAAUUUACAUCUACACUCUUUUUCCCUAUCGCUAGUUGGUUUUGACUUACAGAAUUUAAUCUCCUUAAUCAGCAAGAAGGUUAUUUGUAAUUUGUAAUGCAUUUCUCUUUUUGAUCAAAUUUUGUUAAUCUUUUUCAGACUGUUCA
Molecule: messenger RNA, 3283 nt
Organism: Chenopodium quinoa (quinoa)
Lineage: Eukaryota; Viridiplantae; Streptophyta; Magnoliopsida; Caryophyllales; Amaranthaceae
Product: DNA topoisomerase 3-beta-like
Exons: 14
Biological process (GO): DNA topological change
Cellular component (GO): nucleus
Molecular function (GO): DNA topoisomerase type I (single strand cut, ATP-independent) activity; DNA binding
Source: RefSeq, a predicted model, not a curated record